AUGUCGUAUCCCUUUGGUAAUUAAUUUUCAGCAGGGAUGCCUAAUGCCAAAUACAAAACAACCCUUUGCAGGCACUAUCAAGGUACUAACAUUUAGAUUUUUAGCCACAAGACAAUGUGCCAUAGGAGCCAAAUGCCAAUUUGCUCAUGGACAUGAGGAAAUGAGAUCCAUAAAUGGUAUUAAUGAAUUUCAUAACCCAUAAGAUCCUAUACCGUCUGCCCUUAUCGCAGUUUUAGCAGUCCCUCCUCCUUUUUAGGAAAUUAUGAAACCAAUGAUCCCUUAAUAACCUGCUUUUAAAAGUAUUAAAAAUCUUUGAGGUUAGUCCCGUGCAAAUAUCAUGCUUAAAAUUAUUGCAAAAAUGGAUAAAACUGCCAAUAUUCUCAUGGUAUUCAAAUUUAAUAUAUACUGAGAUGUCGAUAUUUAACAACCCAUGAUUCCCAAUAUAAUUAACCCAUAUUAACCAUAAUACCCGUAAGUUGAAAUUAGAUAAGAAAUUAAGCAGGAAGAGCCAAUGACUACUGUAUUUAUCAUUAUAUUAUAAACCAUGGAAUAAAUAUUUUCGAAAGAUGUUAAUUAUUAUAAAAUAUUUAAGGAUAUCAUAUAAAAAUUAAAAAUUGCAUAAGAUCAAGUGAAAUGUGGUAAUUUGACAGUUGGUUCGGAAUGCAUUAAAGCCAUUAUGACAGAUCCAGAGAGAACAGAUGAUGAGAUAGAAUAGUAUACUACUAUAUAUAAGAAUGCAUGUUAUUAUUAUCAUCAAUUGUAAUAAGGUUGA
Paramecium octaurelia is the source of this 772-nucleotide messenger RNA. NCBI's taxonomy places the organism in Eukaryota, Ciliophora, Oligohymenophorea, Peniculida, Parameciidae. The record is from the annotation of a GenBank genome assembly.